This is a messenger RNA of Hibiscus syriacus, 1646 nucleotides long. RefSeq lists its product as uncharacterized. NCBI's taxonomy places the organism in Eukaryota, Viridiplantae, Streptophyta, Magnoliopsida, Malvales, Malvaceae. The record is from RefSeq and is a predicted model, not a curated record. The coding region runs from base 199 to 1326 and encodes 375 amino acids. The transcript has 2 exons.
GCCGCACUGUUUUCUUUAAAUUAACUUAUUUUCCAUCAAAACGCUCCCUUCAACACACACACACAAAAAAGGUUCAACUCUCCUGUUUCCGGAAAACUCAGGGAUUAAAAGAGUGCUACUUUUGAGGUGUUGAAAAGAGGCAGAUUUUAAAGAUAAUUGUUAGUUUGUUACUGACAAUUUUAAGUUCCAAAAAGAAAAAUGCCAAAGGAUAGAAGAGUCGGUUCCUUAUCUUUUCAACGCUCUAGGAUCUCUCCUUACCCGUGUAGUUCUAAGGACAGGGAUGCUAAGCAAUGCCACCCGGAUAAUCCAUUGGGAUUAGGAUUUGGAUCAGCUGAGGAUGUUAAAGAGUGGGAGGAUGCAAGGUGCCCCAUUUGCAUGGAACACCCACACAAUGCAGUACUUUUGCGGUGUUCUUCCUUUGAAAAGGGUUGUCUCCCUUUCAUGUGCAAUACAAGCUACCGCCAUUCAAAUUGUCUUGACCAGUUUUGUAAGUCAUCGUUGUCGUCUCCUUCCACUGCUGUGUUACAGGAAAUUCCUUUGGGAAACCCGACCUCUACUUCCAUUGGUUGGAGGAAUCCACCUUUUCACUAUCAUCAAACCGAUGCGGGUAGUGAUAUACAGCAGAAGCUUUUUUGCCCUCUUUGUCGAGGAGACAUUUACGGCUGGAGUGUUGUAGAAUCAGCUCGUCACUUCAUGAAUUCCAAAGUCAGGAGUUGUUCUUCUGAGACAUGUGAUUUCGGUGGGACUUAUAGUGAACUUAGAAAGCAUGCUAGGUCUGCUCAUCCUUUAGUCCGGCCAUCAGAAGUGGAUCCGGAACGACAGCGUGAUUGGACUAGGUUAGAGCGCGAAAGGGAUUAUGAGGACAUGCUUAGCUCAAUCCAACCAGUUGCUGGGGAAGAAAGUAAUGGAGAAAGCCUUUCAGAUCUGGAGGAUUUUCGUUCUUGGUUAACUAUAAAUCUUGCAUACUUGACACUUGCGCUCGAGUUCAUCAGUGAUUCUAGGGGUAUUGAAGAUGAUAAUUUUAGGAGGAGAUUGGGGAAUAGGAGGUUUAGGUAUGAUCGAGAGUCUGAUCAUGGUACUAGGGAGAAUAAUAGUUCUGCAUUUGAUCAACCACUCCUUGGUCACCGCAACAAUCCUAUGCCAGAAGAGAGACUUCCAGGUAGACACCGUGCCUCACAGGGCAUUCUCCAAUGGAGGAAUAGCAGUUCAACAUCAGAUAGAGUUUCCCAAGGUAGGCGCCGAAGCUCACAAGCUGACAGAACACGUCGAGGCCAAGGUGGAUUGCGGUGGCGAACACCAAGAUGGUCCUCCAAUAAUGGGCAGUGAUUGGAGCUCAUUGUUUAAUGAUUCUUGUUGUCACAGGUACAAAAGCUUUUGUGCUCAGUUUUAAUAUUAACUGUUGUUUCUCUAGCUGACUUUUUAGUCCUUGUUCUUUUUUAUGCUUUGUGUUUUUUGCAUUGCAGAUGGAAAUAAAAGCAGGGGUUAAGGGUCAGUGUUUAGGUUUAUUAAGUCGUGUUAGACUUUGAAGUAGAAAGUGAAGUCCCUGUUAUCCCUAUUUUGUUCUUUAAUUUAUUUGUCACAGAAACAAUGUUUUAAUGUUAAGAACAUCAAUUUCGUCUGUGUAAAUGUUAUCUACUUCUGCAAAA